Messenger RNA from Olea europaea var. sylvestris, 1244 nucleotides. RefSeq names its product 2-(3-amino-3-carboxypropyl)histidine synthase subunit 1. The record is from RefSeq and is a predicted model, not a curated record. The transcript has a single exon. Gene Ontology annotation, biological process: protein histidyl modification to diphthamide. The annotation marks the transcript as partial. NCBI's taxonomy places the organism in Eukaryota, Viridiplantae, Streptophyta, Magnoliopsida, Lamiales, Oleaceae. Gene Ontology annotation, molecular function: 2-(3-amino-3-carboxypropyl)histidine synthase activity.
CACCAUUCAGACGAAUUAAACAUAUUCAAAUCACACAUCGAAACGUGUUUUCUCACACAGUAAUUCUCUCCGUAGCGACGAUGGACCAGACAGCAACUGGCAAAAUUCACUCGGAACUCGUACUGCCGGCGCAACAGAAUCCUUCCGGCCGAAGGGUCCCGAAGCGAUUCGUGAAGAGCCAAAUACCAGAUUCCAUCCUAAACGACGCCUCUUUGAACGCCGCAAUCUCUCUCCUCCCUUCCAACUACAACUUCGAGAUCCACAAGAUUAUAUGGCGCGUGCGGUCCACGAACGCUACCCGCGUCGCCCUCCAGUUCCCCGAGGGCCUCCUCAUGUACUCCCUCAUCAUCUCUGACAUACUCACCACCUUCGCUGACGUUACUCACUGUUUCGUACUCGGUGACGUUACGUAUGGUGCUUGUUGCGUUGAUGACCUAUCCGCUCGUGCUCUGGACGCGCAACUCCUCGUUCACUUCGGUCACAGCUGCCUUGUCCCCAUUGACUCCACCACCAUCCCCGCGCUAUACAUCUUCGUUGAAAUUGCUAUCAACACCCGCAAGCUCCUUCAGGAGUUGAAUUAUAAUUUUAGCCCUGAAGAAAUCAGUAGUUUCAUUAUGGCGGGAACCAUCCAAUUUUCAAGUGCAAUUCGUGCCUCGAAGCCAGAACUUGAGAAGCUUGGGUUUAAGGUCUUAAUUCCUCAGGCGAAACCGUUAUCUGCUGGGGAAGUUCUUGGGUGCACUGCUCCUAGUAUAAAAUUAGAAGCUUGUUCUGAAAAAGAUAACGUGAUAAUUUUUGUGGCGGAUGGUAGGUUCCAUUUGGAGGCAUUUAUGAUAGCGAAUCCUGGGGUUAAGGCAUUUAGAUAUGAUCCAUAUAUGGGGAAAUUGUUUCUGGAGGAGUAUGAUCAUGAAGGAAUGAAGGAGGAGAGGAGGAGGGCGAUAGAGAGAUCGAGAGGGGCGAAGAUUUGGGGAAUUGUGUUGGGGACAUUAGGAAGGCAAGGGAAUCCAAGGGUAUUGGAGAGGCUAGAAAAGAAGAUGAAGGAAAAGAAUCUGGAUUAUAUGGUUGUUUUGAUUUCUGAAUUGACACCCAAAAAAAUUGAGCUAUUUGGGGAUGCAGUGGAUGCUUGGGUUCAGAUUGCGUGCCCCAGGUUAUCCAUUGACUGGGGUGAUGCAUUUAAGAAGCCAUUAUUGACAUCCUUUGAAGCUGAGAUUGCUCUUGGGGAUUUACCAGCGUGGUGGGAGAGGAAA